UCGCCACCCCGGCCCCGGGGAUCUCUGCUACAGCUGGUUUGCCCUGGGAUUAGCGGCUCUUCGCAUUCGCUUGUAGCUGAGGAUGUGGUUUCUGUUGGGACCGAGUGCGGAGAUCUAUUGGUUGCUGGCUUUGUAAAUUUCAUUCAGUUUGGUCCAAUAGCCGAGGGGGAUCGGGGAGACAUCGGGAGCUCUGUCUUCAAUCUCCCCUUUUCCGCGCAGACCCGUCUCUGUCUCUCAGCACAGAGCUCUUAUUCAGACCUCGCUCUGCCCUUUCCUGCUACGACUCGGUUGCUUGCUCCUCCUGACCCUUUAGGGCCGAAACAACGAAUUUCCUCCAAACGGCCGCCGCGGUGGUCCCCACAUUCCUUUGGAGGAGCAGCUCUGGUGGGGAGUUCGAGAAGGCACCAGCUCCUGGAUGCAACACAGCCUCCCCGAAUCCUACCCUCAGCCAGGGCUUCCCUAGAAAAAAUCUGGACGUGUUAAAAAGAGCAGCCCCAGCUAAUGCAGCUUUUCCACGACUAAGGUGUCCUUUUGACCUACUACCCAGGGUGAUUUGCAAUGGCUAUGAACGUCUUCAUGAACCCCCAGAUCUUCAGUUGUAAAGAAGAAAGUAUAUGGAGAGGCUUUCUUGAAACAUUGUCAUAGUGUGGAAUAAUACAUCAUUCUCCGUUCCAAGCCUCAUAUUCCUCAAAAGGGACAGAUGUGUUGAGAUGGAAAAGACAGCAAGGAUAUGUCCAUGGAGGUGUUUUUGAAGGCAUCUUCUUAGAAGGACAAUGUAAUGGCGGACUGCUCUGCCUUGGAGUUUUCCUAAGGAAUCCUUGUCCUUGGGAGGUGUCGGAUGGUCACUGCGUCCUUGGAGCCUCACACCUGCUGGAAUUCCCUUCCAGGAUUAAGAGAGGGCUGCUCUCUCCCGCAAUGGGCUGCCGAGAAGACAGCUGGGUGUGUCCUUAACCGCGGGCUCUGUCUAUGACCCAUCUCAGAGGCUCCUCUCCUGGGCCUUCUGCUCCCUGGAAAGCCCUCUCUGUCUGCAGGCUCGCUUCCCAGCUUUGCUUGCUUGGAGUUGCAUCACACAGACCCCCACGGAUGUGGCAGUGAACAAUGUCGAGACCCAAGGGACUGUUAUGGCUGCCACUGUUCUUCACCCCGGUCUGCGUCAUGUUGAACUCCAACGUUCUCCUGUGGAUAACCGCUCUUGCCAUUCGCUUCACGCUCAUUGACAGCCAAGCACAGUAUCCAGUCGUCAACACAAAUUAUGGCAAAAUCCGGGGCCUAAGAACACCAUUGCCCAAUGAGAUUUUGGGUCCCGUGGAGCAAUACUUGGGGGUUCCCUAUGCCUCGCCUCCCACUGGAGAGAGGCGGUUUCAGCCCCCAGAACCCCCAUCCUCAUGGACUGGAGUUCGAAAUGCCACCCAGUUCGCUGCUGUGUGUCCCCAACACCUAGAUGAGAGGUCUUUAUUGCACGAUAUGCUGCCCAUCUGGUUUACUGCCAAUUUGGAUACUUUAAUGACCUAUGUUCAAGAUCAAAACGAAGACUGCCUUUACCUAAAUAUCUACGUGCCCACCGAAGAUGGAUUCUCAGAACAUGUUUGCCUGCAGCCUCGCGCGAUCCUGACAAGAGAAUCAGAAAUCCAUGGUGAAAGAGAUGAUGGAAAUGAAGGUAAUCAUGGCCGUGAUUAUGAUGAUGGAGGUGAUAAUGACCAUCCUGGUGAUGAUGAUGAUGAUUUUGAUGUUAGUGGUGAUGGUGAUAGCCAUGAAGAUGAUGGUGAUGGUGAUGGUGAUUUUGAUGUUAGUGGUGAUGGUGAUAGCCAUGAAGAUGGGGAUGAUGAUGGUGAUGGAGUUGAUGAUGGUGUUGAAGAUGGUGCUGAGGACAGUGGUGAUGGGGGUGAUGAUGAUGGUGAUGUGAUCAUGGUGGGGGUGCUGAUGCUGAUGACAAUAAUGAUAGUGAUGGUGGGGGUGGUGAGGGCAAAGAAGAUGACAUUAGUUGCUACUCAGAGAAUGAGUUUUUUACAGCAAGCACUUUGCACUAAAGCUUGA
Messenger RNA from Leptonychotes weddellii (Weddell seal), 2034 nucleotides. The record is from RefSeq and is a predicted model, not a curated record. NCBI's taxonomy places the organism in Eukaryota, Metazoa, Chordata, Mammalia, Carnivora, Phocidae.